This is a messenger RNA of Kazachstania africana CBS 2517, 648 nucleotides long. RefSeq names its product Mso1p (gene MSO1). The record is from RefSeq and is a predicted model, not a curated record. The transcript has a single exon. NCBI's taxonomy places the organism in Eukaryota, Fungi, Ascomycota, Saccharomycetes, Saccharomycetales, Saccharomycetaceae. The coding region runs from base 1 to 648 and encodes 215 amino acids.
AUGUCUACACUAGCAAGUAACCAGAGCUCUGGUAAUAUAUGGAGUAAGUUUAGAACAUCUACAAAAUCUUUAUCUUCGUCAUUCGCAAAUUUAUCGCUAAAAACUGAAACUGAUGGUGAUUCACCUACAAGCACCGUCGUCCAUAAAGCUUUGGUAAAAUAUUAUAAGCAUCAGGAACCUUUCACAGGCUUUCCAGGUUGGUUGGGACAUAAGGAAGAUCUUCCAAGUGAACAAAAAAUCCUUCAAAAACAAAAUGAGCAUAUAGCAAAACAGAAUAGACCUUCCAAGUUUGCUAAUAUAAGGAGAGCAGCUACUGAUAUUAAAGCACAUCAUUUGUCUUCCUCCUCUCAGGAACCAGAUUUAGUACACCAUCGUACAACCGCCGGAAGGGAGAUGCAUAAUAUCUAUAAUAAGGAUAGCUCUAGUUCUUAUACAGAUGACUUCAGCUCUAGAGAGUUUACAAGUACCGCCGCCCCAUUGAGAUCUUCAUCGAGUAGAGGACCACGUGUAGCAAGGCCAAUGUGGACAGACUCUACUCCAGCAUCACACAUGCCAUCAGGUGCAAAUGAAAGCAGCAACCGUGAAACAACUCCGACAUCCUCUCAGUUGAUGACUGCCAGACUUCAACAGAGAAGAACGCAGUUUUAG